CUUAUAAUAACCCAUUUGCAAGUGAACGCUAAGCGUCGAUGCAAGUUCGCAUCAGUUGGAUAUCUAAUCUCGAAAGGAACGAAUGUUUUUUUUGAAUUACGCGCGACAGUAUUUUGUUUUGAGUAAAUAAUCGUGUUUAUAUUAUUGGGGCUAGUGUUUUAAGACCUUUUCGUUUUUGUACAUCUUUUGAAGAUGAGGAACUACGCAUACGUCAUCGUAGGAAGUAUACUCCUAAGUACAGUAUCUCAUGCAGUUCCUCUAGAAGGAAUUAGUCAGACGAUAGACGAUCAAAAAGACGCAAAACUAGACGACCAACCUUACGGCCUACCAGAGAGUAAUGUCAAAGAAAAUAAACCAGGACAAAGAGAAAAAAGAUUUUACAAUUACUUUGACUACAAUAACGAUUUUAAUAUAAACCCGGAUUUUCCCAUUCCUCUCCGUCAAAAUAUCCAAAGAAGGGAGCCAUACAACAGCUUCGGAAACUAUGGCUCACAGGACCCAUUAGAUUUGAUCCUCACCAAGCUGCAGGAAAUUGCUAGAGACAGAACCUACUUACCUCCACGUACCAUUACCGUACCAGUUCCAACCUAUAUUCCCGUCUUAUACGUUCCGAAAGUAACUUGCGAUUGUACAUCAAACGAUGCAACAAAAAAACCAAGUCCUGUAAACAACAAAACUAUGCCUGAUUUUCCAGAUAGAUUCUCGCCCAUGGAUGAUACACAAAAUUCAGAUAGUUCGGAAGAUUAUACUGAGGAUGAAGGAUCGAGACCGCUUUCAUUUAAUCCUGUGACAUUAGAAGAACCAUUAAGUAAACCGCCGCCUCCAUUAGAACACGGAAGUGUCCAGGCGGGGCUGGAGCCAGCAAUGCCGGAAGUAACAACAAGAAAUCCAGUAACUCAGGAAAAAGAUGUUACGGAUUCAUCAAAAGACUCAUCACCACCUACACCCUGUGAGAAAGCCUCUGUAUCAUGUUGUCUUCAGCCUACAGUCAACUAUGGCUGUUUCAGGUCAUACGGAUGCAAUGAUUUGGCGUAUUUCAAAAAUGGAUGCGUUCUAGAUUUUAUGUUACCCGCAAUACAGAAGUUAGAAAGAUUCUUAAAACAAAAAGUAUCUACUGGAAGUUAAACCCUAAAGAAUGCAAACAUAUAUAUUAUUCUACUCCCAAAAAAAUCUAAUCAUUUUCGACUCCACUUGAACACACAAAAAAUUACUUCAAAAUCUGUCCAAGCGUCGAGGAGUUUAUGAAAGCAUGCACAGAAGAUUUAUAUAUAACAGACGUUUAUUUGCUGUUUAGAUUCUUAAACUAUAUACCGACUGAACCGCCAUCUGCCGGGCUGAUUUGUGAAUCUAAACCAUUCAGAGCGCCACCCAAACGCACACAAAAAAACAUUCAAAUCAGUCCAACAGUAUAAGAGGAGUUCAGUGACAUACACACGCACAGUAGAAUUAUAUAUAAAUAUUAUAACAUUUAUUAACAAGGUUUACCUAGUGUUAAUACAUGUGAUCUAGAAAUGUUCAGAAAGGCGUUUUUUACUUUCAUAUAAGAAAAUUAUUAACAAAAUGUGUAUUUAUAAUUCGACGUCAAUAAUUUUGAAAUUGGAUUACUUCAAAAACAUUUACUCCGAAUAUUUAUAAAUGGUACAAAGAACUUAGUACAAGUUUCAAUGUAAUACGUCAGCUAGAAGCAGAGUGUCUGUUUUUUUAAUAAUAAUGUUCGAUAUAACAGAAUGUAGUUGACAUAGCUUGACGCAAAACAAGUGUGCCUUGGUUAAUAUUAAAAUAAUACUCUUUAAUGCAUUUUACGUGUAAUAUUAAGAAAAUGUAUAAAACAAAUAACUUACUUAUAAACGGUCUGUAUAAAAUGUAACGAAUAUUAUUUUGUAUUUAUUUUAUGUAAUGGCAGCUUUAUGUAAUACAUUUUUCAUGUUAGUCGAUAACAUUGCAUUAAAUUCGAUAUACUCUGGUGACCUAUAUAUAGUUUGUAUAUUUAAAAGGUAUUGUAAUGCCCCAUUAAGUCUUAGUUUUGUAUAUUCAUACCGUUGCGGAGGAAGGAAGGUGCUAUUCCUUCUCCGACCUUAAAGCUGGCUUCUCCACCAGUCUUACCACUAACAGGCCGACAAUUAGAGGCCUCAGUGGUUACGGUCGAUAAGUUGUGUAUAUAUUAACGGUCGGAAUAACUUCGUUACAGUGUUUUAGGGUAUGAUGUCAUCGUAAUGAUUUGUAGGGGCAGAUUGUAGGUGUCGCUACACUGUGUCAUAGUUUGUUCCUAUAACUAGAUAAUCUAAGAUAUUUUGUAAUAUUUUUAAACUUUAUUGCGAUAAAUUAGAAUUAAAUACAAUUAUUUAUUGUAAUUAUGGUCGUAACGUCUCCAUUCCCUAAAGUGUAAUUUAUUGGUGGCUCUGGCAGCGUAUUCAAUGAAAAGAAACACAAAUUAUUAAAAGUAUUACAUAAAACACUCGUUUUGUUACAUUAAA
Pieris brassicae (large cabbage white) is the source of this 2474-nucleotide messenger RNA. RefSeq lists its product as uncharacterized. The record is from RefSeq and is a predicted model, not a curated record. The coding region runs from base 193 to 1125 and encodes 310 amino acids. The transcript is spliced from 2 exons. Lineage: Eukaryota; Metazoa; Arthropoda; Insecta; Lepidoptera; Pieridae.